AUGGCCCCGAAAAGACCAGCUCGGGGAGUAGCAGCAGCAACGUCUAGUGAGCAAGGAGAGAGCAGCAAGCCAAAGAAGCGACGUGUUUCCCUCGCUUGCGAUGCCUGUCGUGCUGCGAGGGAGAAGUGCGAUGGAGGUCAGCCUGAGUGUGGAACUUGCGUUGCACAGCAGCGGACGUGUUCAUACACUCCUGCAACCAAAAAAAGAGGAGUACAAACGGGAUAUCUGCGCACCAUAGAGCUCUCGUUAGCUUGGCUGUUUGAUCAAAUACCCGAGUGCGAGGAGUCUCUUCACCAUUUGCUGAACCAUGGACAGGGAGAGAGCAACAAGGAAUCUCGGGCAAUUUUAGGCAAAGGGAGUGCUGGCCACCGCCUGCAACGACUGUGGAAUCAAAAUCGAGUGCGGAAGGCCAUUGAUGGGCUUUUAUCCGAUCCUCACAUUGGGAACUCCGAAAAUUCUGACAACGAAUCGGACACGGAUGUUGAACGCCUAGCCAGUUUCCGAGAUGCCCCUUCAGUCAGAUCGGCUAGACCGACAGUGCCAAGUGUAUUACAAGACAAAACUGGAGUCCCUGAUCGCAUUCUCAAGUUACCUGCGAAUUGGAAGCGCCUCCUUGAAGUCUAUGUCUCAUACACACAUUGCUGGCUGCCGAUAGUGAACCCUGAGAGUCUCCAAGCUCUCGCGGCUUCAUACCCUGUUCAAGGCGUCUCAUGGCCCAGCCAUUCAAACGACAGUAUCUAUUUGAGACAUUCAGAGCUUUGGGCUGCUAUGGCAAUUGCUUCAUAUCAAGAUGAAAACUUGGUUACUGGAUCUGAUGGAGCAUCUCCGAGUGCUUCCCAAAUUUUGCAAGUCUCUCGUGCCUUGCUGCCAGCAGAUGAUGAAGCAUUCAAUAUACACAGUAUCAACGCAACGGUGAUUCAAGCCGUUAUCCUGAUAGGCAGAGGUAAAGCUGUUGCAGCUUCCUUGCUCCUCAGCAAAUGUGUUCGUCUCUUACGACAGCUCCGGCUGACCCAGGUCACACAGCCAGAGAAUGAAAGUGGCUUUUCUUCAUUCCAGAUGGACGUGGUUUCGGUUGCUUGCGACGUCUUGGACGUAUUGACAUCAGUAUAUCUGAAUCAGCAUCCAAUGAAACGAUUUGGCGGCAUGGAAGGUACAUAUCCAACGCCAAUGCUCGAUUUUACCGCAUUCGACCAAACAUGGCGUCAUGUACCAGAGAAAUCUUCAACUUCCGCUCCGUCUACGAAGGCACCCCAAAUGGUCCAGCCAAUACGAACUCUAGUUCAAUUACAUGCGCUUACUUCGGUUCUAAGUGACUCUCAUGUUUCCAAAAUAAACGAGAAGGCUUCAUCAGAAACUCUCGGCCCAGAAGACCUCGUCAAAAAUCUUGAUUCUCGGUUCGGCUUCUGCAACUCUUUGGUAUCAAGCGGCUCAACUCCAACAAUACCGUCGGCUUACUUGGUCAAGCUUCUAUUUUUAACAGCUACCAUUGAACUAGCGUCCGAUAUAAGACCGUCUCUCCUCUCUGGAUUCCUGGAAACUGUCGACUCUUGCCAGAGCAUAUUUGAGGCGAAUCACACCCCUCCAGUCGUUGUACUGUUGCUUCAACUUGUGCAAAGACGUGCGAGGGUUGCAGAAAUGGACGAACAAGACCGCAACAAAUGGACUUCCGUCACGGACAUGCUGCAAAAUAUAUGGCAUGAGGAUAAACCAUUUCCAUGUACUGGGUACCCAGCAACGUUAGCGUCAGACAACUUUACCCAGGGCCAUGAGCAACUGCAACCAACAUUUACCCCGAUGUCUACAGAAUCAGGUCCCCACAUGGACAACCAGAUCCAAACAAGACCCCGUGCGGGAGCUUUUGGGUCGAACAUGUUGUCCAGAAGUAAACCCGCUGAACAAUUUCCCUUCGGGUAUCAGGAUGCAAUUCCGAAUCCCCAUUUUGCGAUUGACACACCUCUGACAACCCAUCCGAACGAUGGCAGAGUAAAUACCCACGCCUUAUUCCCCGGAAACCAUCGGAUGAGCCAGAAUUUUGACUACGAUGCUCUCUUUGAGGACCUUGGAUCUAUUGGAUAUACUGAUAAUUUGGAGAUGGACAGCCGUUUUAUGACCAACCUAGGGUUUGCACCCGGUUGUGAUCUCGCAGAGAUCUUCCAAGGUGACUUUGGAGUUUGA
This is a messenger RNA of Pochonia chlamydosporia 170, 2175 nucleotides long. RefSeq names its product fungal zn(2)-Cys(6) binuclear cluster domain-containing protein. The record is from RefSeq and is a predicted model, not a curated record. The coding region runs from base 1 to 2175 and encodes 724 amino acids. Lineage: Eukaryota; Fungi; Ascomycota; Sordariomycetes; Hypocreales; Clavicipitaceae. Gene Ontology annotation, molecular function: zinc ion binding; DNA-binding transcription factor activity, RNA polymerase II-specific. The transcript has a single exon. Gene Ontology annotation, biological process: positive regulation of transcription by RNA polymerase II.